AAAGCGAUGAGUCGGCUGUUGAUUAUUACGGCCAAAUGUGACGCAUGCGCACACCUCGCUCUUCCUUUCUGCUAGCUUCUCCGCCAUGGCGCCUAUCCAGAAGAAGCAGAACACCGGCAAAGGUGGAAAGAAGAAGAAGCAGGUGUUGAAGUUCACUCUGGACUGCACCCAUCCUGUUGAAGAUGGAAUCAUGGAUGCUGCCAACUUUGAGCAGUUCCUUCAGGAGCGCAUCAAGGUAAAUGGGAAGGCCGGUAAUCUGGGAGGAGGAGUGGUGUCCAUUGAGAGGAGCAAGAGCAAGAUCACAGUGUCCUCUGAAGUGCCCUUCUCUAAGAGAUACCUGAAGUAUCUGACCAAGAAGUACCUGAAGAAGAACAAUCUUCGUGACUGGCUGCGUGUUGUGGCCAACACCAAGGAGAGCUACGAGCUCCGCUACUUCCAGAUUAACCAGGAUGAAGAGGAGGAAGAAGAUGAAGAUUAAAUGUUUUUUUUUUUACUUUAAAAUAAAUGGUCUUUACAGUACCACA
Sphaeramia orbicularis (orbiculate cardinalfish) is the source of this 524-nucleotide messenger RNA. Its product is annotated as 60S ribosomal protein L22. Gene Ontology annotation, molecular function: RNA binding; structural constituent of ribosome. The record is from RefSeq and is a predicted model, not a curated record. The transcript is spliced from 4 exons. Gene Ontology annotation, biological process: cytoplasmic translation. The coding region runs from base 86 to 478 and encodes 130 amino acids. Lineage: Eukaryota; Metazoa; Chordata; Actinopteri; Kurtiformes; Apogonidae. Gene Ontology annotation, cellular component: ribosome.